Molecule: messenger RNA, 948 nt
Organism: Phaeoacremonium minimum UCRPA7
Lineage: Eukaryota; Fungi; Ascomycota; Sordariomycetes; Togniniales; Togniniaceae
Product: putative amidohydrolase family protein
Exons: 2
Coding region: 1-948 (315 amino acids)
Biological process (GO): secondary metabolic process
Cellular component (GO): cytoplasm; cytosol
Molecular function (GO): hydrolase activity; carboxy-lyase activity
Source: RefSeq, a predicted model, not a curated record
AUGUCUCCCAACCGUAUUGACGUACACCACCAUUUCGUGCCCGAGUUCUAUAAAGAUGCUGUAAUCACCUCUGGAGGCGACCCAUCUGGUUGGCAGGUUCCUGCUUGGGACCUUAAGAUCGAUGCCGAUGUCAACAAGAAGUUUCAAAUUGGCACCACCAUUCUUUCCCUGACAGCUCCUGGUGCUUGCAUCCUAAAAGAACCCCAGGCCGCAGCGGAUCUCGCACGUAAGACUAAUGAGUUGACUGCCAAGAUCAGAGAUGAUAAUCCUAAAGAGUAUGGCUUCUUCGCCGCCCUACCAAACCUGCUAGACAAAGAGCACACUCUCAAGGAAAUUGCAUAUUCUUUAGAUGUUCUCAAGGCAGAUGGCGUCACACUGUUCACUCGAUAUGGAUCCGACAAUCACUAUCUCGGCCACCCGGAUUUCAAGGAUAUCUGGGAUGAGCUCAAUCGCCGGUCUGCAGUAAUUCUAGUUCACCCUACUCACCCUGUGGACACUGCUCAGGUGAGCGGGUUGCCUCAGCCGGUUAUCCGUUACCCCUUCGAGACGACAACUACCGCCCUGGAUAUGAUUUACAACAAGACCGUUAAGAACAACCCGAACUGCAAGAUUAUUCUCUCUCAUGCUGGAGGCACCCUCCCCUACUUGAUUGGUCGACCUACAAGCAUUUUCUGCAAGACAGAAGAAGAGAUCGCAGAGUUCUGGGAACAAGCUCGUGACUUUUAUUAUGAUGUGGCUGUGGCUGGAACUGAAAAUGUUCUGAAGAUCUUGGAAACGUUCGCAAAGCCUGACCAUAUCCUGUACGGAAGUGACACGCCUUAUGCGAACGAUGACAUCAUCAACUUCCACACAACUCGGCUUGACAAAUAUGAAUUUGCAGACCCGAAGAUGUGGGACGCGAUUAACAGAGGCAACUCGUUGAAGCUAUUUCCAAGACUGAAGAAUUAA